CGCUGAUGAUUGUGCGUUCACACUGUUCGCCUCCUAAUUUUUUCGCCGUCGCUUCGUUUGUUUUCGGAAAUGUCAAUUGUUGUGAAAAUAUCUGCAAAUUGUUAAAAACGCCCUUUCGGAAAGCGCACAAUUUUCGCGGAGACGGCGCGCGAGCAGCACAAUGAAUGAAUAAAAAUCCCUAACUAUUUGUAAAACCCCGCCCCCAACACUGUGCCAAAAGAAAUUAACUACAACUGGAGAUCAGCGAGGGAUUGCAAGUCGGAUAGCAACAACGGGAAAAAGCAGCAGCAAACAACGUGGGCUAGGAUCUUCUGGGAUUAUCGGCUGGAUUCCGGUGUUGUUGUUGUCGUCCGAUUACCUUUUUUCGUUGGAAACGUUUGUGCAGCAGCAGCUCUGAAUGUCUUUAUGCUUUAAUCAUGGUGUAUUUCGCCACCAACAACAACAAAACCGACACUAUACGCUGCUAUAUUAGAAUCUUUCUGAUAACGAACCAUGACAGAAGGACAUGAAAGCGACUUCUUAGUAACAGUACGCGCACAGGUAAUGACCAGAGACGAGAGCACCGAGGGCUGGCUACCGCUGGCCGGGGGUGGCCUGGCCAACGUUUCGAUCCGGAAGCGGGCUAGGCUAUCCCCCUUGGCAUCGGGUCAUGACUACAUCAUCUACGGGCAGAGGAUAUCCGAUCAGAGCGUCAUCCUGAGCUGUGUGAUCAACCGAGAUCUGAAGUAUUACAAAGUAAUGCCCACAUUUCAUCACUGGCGCGCAGGGAAGCAGCGCAACGGACUCACAUUUCAGACGGCCGCCGAUGCGCGCGCCUUCGACAAGGGCGUCCUGCGCGCCUACAACGAGCUGAUCGAUGGACUGGCCAAAUCGAAUCCGACGAUAAUAUGCCCGCCGCUAACCAAAUAUGAUUCGGUUGGCGAAGAUGAUGUAUUCAUGACCCUGGACUUACCUGUGGAGAGCGAGAGUUUACAAAAGAUCCAUUCAAGCCCCGAGGGCAGCGAGAAAAGUCACAAGAGCGUCAGCAACAACUCCGACUCGGAGAAGCUGCCCCCGCCGCCCAUUCACUACAUAUCCACGGACAAAACAUCGGCCACCACAUCGCCGCCGGACGCACCACCCGCAUCUGCAGCUCCAUCUCCGGCGACCGCCGGCCAGAUAGCGGCCAGUGAGAACUACUCGUACGUCACGCUGACGGCGGUGCACCACGACUACAACUAUCCGGUGGUGGACCAGCCAGUGGGGGCGCAGGUGCUCAACGCUCGACGGGAGUCGAUCAGUGCGCUGAAGAAGCGCAAUGCUCUGGAGGCGGCACAGGCAAUGGCGGCAGCACAGACUGUGGCCAGCGGAGGAAUGUUGGCCGGCCGUGAUGGGGGAUCGGGAAAGCCGCUGCACAAGCCCAACGUAUCCGAUAUACUGAAGAAGGAGACGCGCCUGCGAUGCCGCUACUGUCACGAGCUGUACAGCGAGGACUUUAAUCGACGGGGCGCCUGCGAGUAUGCCCCGGAUCCCUUUCGCAGCGGCUACGAGUGCGUGUCCGGGAUGGGCUGUGCCCGUUGCAUGAUCUACCAUUGCAUGAGCGACGCCGAGGGCGAGACGGCCCAGCAUCCGUGCGACUGCAGCGCCGGCGAGGCGGGCUGCAGCAAGCGCUGGCUGGGCCUGGCGAUCCUCUCACUGUUCGUGCCCUGCCUGUGGUGCUAUCCGCCGCUCCGCGCCUGCCACUUGGCCGGCAUCCACUGCGGCCUCUGCGGCGGGCAGCACAAGCCGCAUGUCUGACAUUUGGAGGCCCGCUUGCAAGGACAGUACGAUGAUGACCCCAGGCCCAGAAGCGAAUUCCACCACUACCACCACUCCGAGCAGAGCCUAAUGGGCAGCGCCAAGCGUCCGUGGAGCGCCAAGCAGAGGCAGUCGCAGCCAUCGCAGACCCAAUCGCAGCGCCACUUUUACAACUGGGAGCUGUCGCACAGCUUGGGUGCUCCGCAGCACCAGACGCCGCCGUACCUAAUGCAGUCAACUGGCAGGAAGGCGGCUCAGAACGACUACGGGCGCUUGCUGUUCUAGGCUUUAUCUAUGGUGACAGCUCGAGGACCCAUUUUCGCAAACUAAUCUCUCAGAACUACUGACUGACCGGAACUAAGGAAAUGCUUUUCCGAUGUAUUACAAGAAAAGAAGAGACCAUAUUUCGUAUGAAUGAAAAGCUCAGCUUGCAAAAAUCUUGCAAGUACGAUAAUGCAAAAGUAAACAAUUCAGCUGUAAAAUUAGUUUGCGAAAACGGGUCUUUGAUUCGCUUUCAAUAUCAUUUCGGUAUACUCCAUUUGAAUUGCCAUAAUUUAUUGUAUAUACAAAAAGCAGGAAGGAUUAUAUAUCUAUUUUUAAUAUACUUUAUAAAUUGUAACUUAUGUUUAGUGCUCUCGCUUAAUUAUAGUUUUGUAAAAACGG
This is a messenger RNA of Drosophila biarmipes, 2439 nucleotides long. RefSeq names its product sprouty-related, EVH1 domain-containing protein 1 (gene Spred). Gene Ontology annotation, biological process: negative regulation of MAPK cascade; multicellular organism development. The transcript has 6 exons. Gene Ontology annotation, cellular component: membrane. Gene Ontology annotation, molecular function: protein kinase binding. The record is from RefSeq and is a predicted model, not a curated record. Bases 493 to 1776 code for a protein of 427 amino acids. NCBI's taxonomy places the organism in Eukaryota, Metazoa, Arthropoda, Insecta, Diptera, Drosophilidae.